AAAGCGGUGGGGGGGAGAGGCUAGGGGCGGGGCCUGGGGGCGGAGCCUCCCUCUCCGGCUCUCGAAACUGCGUCCCCAGCGAGAGAGAGAGACUCCGAGGAGCCAGCGGUGCCUUUGGCCCAGACGCCGCCUCUCCUGCAGCCAGCGGCAUCAUGGAGCCCCCGGGCCCGGGCCGGGCCUCCAGCCCCCGUACCCUCCCCGUCCCCGGCCGGGCCCUGCACCUCCUGCUCCUGGCGCUGCUACUCGGGGGAGCCCCAGGUGCCCAGACUGAGACACAAGUGUCAGCACCCCGCUUGGUGGAAGUCAUGAAAGGGGAGCCAGUGACCCUGAACUGCUCUCUCUCUGGGGCUGGAGGCAAAGAACACUUAGCACUGCAGUGGCUUGUUACAGAUCGCUGGGGAAACACCUCUCCCCUGGUCUUUGCCGUGGGAAGAAUGGGAGCUCUGAAGAGAAGUGGGGACCCCAGGGUAAAGCCAAGCAUGCCCUUUCAACUGCAUCCCAACGGGUCCCUGCAACUGCUCUCUGCUGAGAUGGGGGACGAGCGGGACUACACGUGCCAAAUCCUCAAUGGGACAGCAGAAAAGGCACAGGCCACCAGCCACCUCCGAGUCUUAGUGGCCCCCGAGCCUCCUGAGGUCAUACCCAACAAGGGAACGAUUUCAGUGGUUGACGAUAAAGCUCAUGAGAUAGCCACCUGUACCAGCCGAAAUGCCAAUCCUGCCCCCAACAUCACUUGGUACCGGGAUGGGGAGGCCCUGGAGAUCCCCACGGAGCUGAACGGGGAGCUAUAUGCUGUGAGCCGCACUGUCCGAGAGGCCUCUGGGCUCCACUCCCUCACCAGCAUCCUCUACCUUCGGCCCAAGAAGGCCGAUCGUGAUGUCGCCUUCCACUGCAGGGCCACCUACCAUCUGCCCAAUGGCCAGCAGGGCCAGCAAGAUGCCGCACCCUUCUAUCUCACGCUGCACUACCCUACAGAGAACGUACAGUUCUGGGUGGCCAGCCCAGCAGCCCCUGGAGGCUGGGUCCGCGAGGGGGACACCGUCAGCCUGCUUUGUCGAGGAGACGGCAACCCAACCCCUGAGUACAUCUUCACCCUGAAGCAGGGAAAGAAAGAAGAAAAGUCACUAGAGACCAAUACAAAUGGCACGCUGACACUUGGGAGAAUCUCCCGGGACCAGAGCGGCCUCUACCAGUGUGAGGUAGCCGAUUUUGAUGCCGAUCCCGAGGUGGAGCUGACCCAGAAGUUGGAGAUCCAUGUGGGAUACCUGGACCCCCUGGAGCUGAGCCCUGGGGAGAAUGUGACAUUGUCCUUAGGGGACACCACGGAGCUGGGCUGCUUGGCCUCUGGGGACCCAACCCCCAAAGUCCUCUGGAUGAAGGAUUCCAUCCCCCUGGACCAGGGUCCCCACUUCACUCUCACCAACGUCUCCUUCAACUCAGCUGGUAUCUAUACCUGUGAGGCCUCAGUGCCCAAGCUGCCUGGGCUCACCAGGUCCCGGACCCUGCAGCUGCUUGUGCAGGGUGGACCAGAGCUGAAGCCAGAGGAGAUGCGGCCUCAGGGCAGCAGUGGCUGGACAGAAGGGGAUGAGGUGACCCUAACCUGCUCUGCCCGGGGACACCCAACACCAAAGCUGAGCUGGAAUCAUGAAGGGGAACCAGUAAACAGAAUCAUCAGUGGCUGGGUUCAGAGCUCACUGAAACUGAAGGUGAUGGGGACUGUGGCCAGGGAGGGGGUCACCUGCACGGCCUCCAACCACCUGGGUCAUGACCAGCAUACCUUUCACUUUGAGGCAGUGGCCUCGCAGGCCCCCCAGGCAGGGGUGGCCGUGAUGGCGGCUGCAGUCAGCGUGGGGCUGCUCCUUCUGGUCGUAGCUCUUUUCUACUGCAUGCGUCGGAAGGGCCGGUGCUGUCGUAGCCGGGAGAAGGUGCCCCCGCUGCCCCCUGAGCCGGAGCCGAGCCGUCCUGGCAUGGAUCGCCCAGAGCAGACAGGCCUACUGUCAGGAGGUGGAGGAGGGGGCGGCAGCCGAGGAGGCCAUAGCUUUGGGGAUGAGUGCUGAGCCUCAGGACUCUGAUGCGUCCUCAAUCCCGCCUUCAGUCUUUCACCAGACUCAGAGAAAGCUGUUUGCAGGUGGUGGGAGCAGGGGAGUACCCUCUAUCUGGUCCCAGCCACCCCUUCCCCCACCGCUUCCUUCCCCUGCCUGAGACUUGGGAUAUGGGAUAGCGCCUAGGCUGGCCCGCCCUUCAGAGAUGAGAAUCUCCUUCCCCCAGCCCCUGAAAUAUCCCUUGGCUUCUGGCCUGGGGCCUGGCCCUGGGGGGAGGGGGUCAGUGGAGGGAGCUAUUUAUACCAGCCUCUGAGGUCUACUCUCCCUCCUUCUACUCUAUAGUCUGACACUGGAUCCCUGCCCACCCCCUCACCCUUCCUUCACCUUGGUCAAAAACACUGGAGACUAAAUAAAGACCGUCCAACAGCCCACCCA
Phascolarctos cinereus (koala) is the source of this 2477-nucleotide messenger RNA. RefSeq names its product basal cell adhesion molecule (Lutheran blood group) (gene BCAM). Gene Ontology annotation, cellular component: plasma membrane. The record is from RefSeq and is a predicted model, not a curated record. Gene Ontology annotation, molecular function: laminin receptor activity. NCBI's taxonomy places the organism in Eukaryota, Metazoa, Chordata, Mammalia, Diprotodontia, Phascolarctidae.